GAGCUGCGUGGAUGGAGGCGCCGGCCAUCGGCCCUGACAGUCAGCAUCCAGAGCGGGACUCCUGCAACACCCCUUUCAGGGAUCCAGGACAGUCUAGUGCCUGCAGUGCUGCCCAAAGGCAGAGGGCCCUCCCUCCGUCUCCUUCCCGGCAUCUAAGGAAGCACAGUCUCCCCUUAAACUCCUCUGCAGUCCCCUUGCCCUGUACUCUGGUCCACUGCGCAGGAUCUCCAGGCUCAUCUGCUAUCAGAGCCCCUGGAUCUAACUCUUGCAUUCUCCAUGUAUCCUGGUUGUAUCCAUCACUAGUUGUGCGCAGGCCACAGCAACCCAGGGGCAGCCCCCCAGCCCUCACAGGGCACAUUGCUGUCCUCUGGACUUUGGCUGCUUGUGACUUGAAAGUGGGAGGUGGAGUCAGGAGUCUCAUCUUAAAAGUAGCUUGCUCAUCAGGGGUGUGGCUGGGUCUGUCCUGAGCACUUGGGCCUACAAAACAGAGCUGUGGUGCUGGGGCCUGGUAUCUCCCUCUUGGGGGCAGGGAGGGACUUGUCUGAAGCUGCCUGGCCCAGGGUGAUCCAGCCAGGAAUACCCUGCCCUGUGAGUACCUGCUGUAAUUGGUCAGGUUCCAGGGUAGGGUGGGCUUGCCAGGCUUUGGAGCUACAUCCUGUGCUGCUCUGAAGCACUUGAGACAUGCUGGAGUCUUGGGAUGUGUGGAAUGGUCUGAGCUGUCCACUGUAAGUGGGCAGCUUCUGGUCACCCUGUGCCUUGCUGCUGUUCUUGCAGGCAAAUGUGGUGUGUGUGGUGUACGAUGUGUCUAAUGAGACCACGAUUGAGAAGAUACGAACCAAGUGGAUUCCACUGGUGAAUGGGAGAACUGAGAGGGGGCCCAGGCUGCCCAUCAUCCUGGUAGGCAACAAGGUGGACCUACGGUCAGGAAGCACCAUGGAAGCUGUGCUACCCAUCAUGAGCCAGUUUCCUGAGAUAGAGACCUGUGUGGAGUGUUCUGCCAAACAUCUGAAGAACAUCUCAGAGCUGUUCUACUAUGCCCAGAAGGCCGUUCUACAUCCUACAGCCCCCCUGUAUGACCCUGAGACCAAGCAGCUGAAGCCUGCGUGCACCCAGGCCCUCACUCGAAUCUUCAGGCUCUCCGACCAGGACCUGGACCAGGCACUGAGCGAUGAGGAGCUCAGUGCUUUCCAGAAGUCCUGCUUUGGCCACCCUCUGGCCCCACAGGCCCUGGAAGAUGUAAAGAGGGUGGUGUGCAAGAAUGUGGUGGGCGGCGUGCAGGACAACAGACUAACCCUGGAUGGCUUCCUCUUCCUGAACACACUCUUCAUCCAGCGUGGUCGGCACGAGACCACAUGGACUAUUCUGCGACGCUUUGGCUACAGUGACUCACUUGAGCUGACAGCAGACUACCUCUGCCCACGGCUCCAUGUACCCCCUGGUUGCAGCACUGAGCUUAACCACCGCGGCUACCAGUUUCUGCAGCAGGUGUUUGAGAAGCAUGACCAGGACCAUGAUGGCGCCCUCUCACCCUUGGAGCUGCAAAACCUCUUCAGUGUGUUCCCAGUGGCCCCCUGGGGCCCUGAACUCCCACGCACUGUCCGCACUGACACCAGCCGGCUACCCCUGCAUGGUUUCCUCUGCCAGUGGACCCUAGUGACCUACCUGGAUGUCCAGCGCUGCCUCGAGCACCUUGGCUACCUAGGCUACCCCACCCUCUGUGAGCAGGACUCCCAGGCACAAGCCAUCACAGUCACUCGUGAGAAGAGGCUGGAUGAGGAGAAGGGGCAGACCCAGCGGAAUGUCCUCAUGUGCAAGGUGGUAGGGGCCCGAGGAGUGGGCAAGUCUUCCUUCUUGCAGGCCUUUCUUGGCCACAGCCUGAGGGACACCAGGGCAUCCCCUGGGGAGGCUCCCAUCCACGUUAUCAAUACAGUGCUGGUCAGUGGACAAGAGAAGUACCUGAUUCUAUGUGAGGUGGAUGUGGACAGCAUGUUGGCCACUUCCCUGGACACCGCCUGUGAUGUUGCCUGCCUGAUGUUUGAUGGCAGCAAUCCUGCAUCCUUUGCAUUCUGCGCCACCGUGUACAAGCGCCAUUACAUGGAUGGCCAGACCCCUUGCCUCUUUGUGUCGUCCAAGGCCGACCUGCCUGCAGGUGUCGCCCCACCAGGCCUGUCACCUGGGGAGUUCUGUCGCAGGCACCGGCUGCCUGCCCCCACCCCAUUCUCCUGCAGCGGCCUGGCCCAGCCCAGCACUGAUAUCUUCACUCAACUGGCCACCAUGGCUGCCUUUCCGUGGACACCUGGUGCACACAGAGCUGCGCCCCACCUCCACCUGGCUCCGGGGAAUGCUGGUGGCUGUUGGGGCCACCGUGGCUGCAGUCCUCAGCUUCUCACUCUAUAGAAUCCUGGUGAAGAGCAGAUGAUGCCUCUCAGCCCCCUCUCCUGACCUAGUGGGGCCCCACAGGGGCAGUCUGAUGCAGGCUUUCAGCCUCACAGCAUGACUAUGAGCCCCUGGGGCACUGCUGUGGUGCCCCUGCAUCCCCUGCCCUUUCCUCAGGCCCCUCCUCAGGGCUGGGUGUGCCCCCAGCACUGCCUCACGAAAGCUCUACCCAGACUGCCUGGCUGAGCUGUGCUGAGAACCUGGGCUUGUGACCCAGAAGCUCCACUGCCUGGCCUGAGGGCUCCAUGGCAGAUGUUCCUGGUGGGAGGCCCUUUCCUCACCUUUGUGGGUAUUGGGUAAGGUGACCAUUGACCCUAGACCCAGAAUUCUUACGGCUCUCCCUUGCUUCUGGUGUCAGUGGGUAUGCAGGGGCCAGUAAGUGGCUAGGCUGUUGUGCAACCCCACCUUCCCAUCCAGUUUGAAGCCUUGUCCGUGGCAGAAGACAUGAGGUUGGAUUUCCUGAUUAAACCUCACUUGUUUUUUUCCUCUCUGGGA
Messenger RNA from Ictidomys tridecemlineatus (thirteen-lined ground squirrel), 2931 nucleotides. The record is from RefSeq and is a predicted model, not a curated record. Lineage: Eukaryota; Metazoa; Chordata; Mammalia; Rodentia; Sciuridae.